Closterium sp. Naga37s-1 is the source of this 2685-nucleotide messenger RNA. Lineage: Eukaryota; Viridiplantae; Streptophyta; Zygnematophyceae; Desmidiales; Closteriaceae. The record is from the annotation of a GenBank genome assembly.
AUGUCUGCUGCUCGAGUCCUCUCUCCGUGCACUCACUCUAGUUCCCCCCUUCACUCCACCUCCUCCCUUCGCACACCACGCCCUCCUCCCCUGCAGCUCGCAGACCCCGCAACAACGACCAUGACGAGUCUGCUGCUCGAGUCCGCUCUCCUCCUGCGCUCCCUCAACGCUGCCCUCGCUGCCACAUACAACCUGCACCACCUGCUGCCUCCCGCAGACGCCAUGGCUGAGCAGUCACUCUGCUCUCCUGUGCUCGCCAGUGCACUGCGCAAGCUGAUGGGUCAGUCCGACAGAGAAGAUGGUGACAGGGCAGAUGCUGACAGGGAACGUGCUGACGUGGCAGAUGCUGACGGGGCAGAUGCUGACAGGGCAGGGGCGAAAUCCAGUGGAGUGGAGACGAGCAGAAGUGAGGAGCCAGGUGCAGAAACAGAGAGAGGGGCGAGCGGGAGUGGAGAGGCUGCAGAGGGCAGUGAACGGGGUGGUAAUGACUGUAACAGAGGUGACAAUGGGUUGAAAGGGAGAGCGCAGGAGCGGGAGGGAGAAGGUGUGGCUGUGGGGGGUGAUGAGGGAGGGAAGCAGAGUGGUGGUGGGUCGGGCACGGUGACGAGCGGUGGUGAUGGUGUGGGUGAAGGGGUUGCCGAUCCUGGGGGUGGAAGCAGGGAGGAAGGUGGGAAGGGGGAGUUGAGUGUAGAGGAUGGGACGGGCAGUCAGGUGGGGAAGAGGGAUACCACUACCACCACUGGAGUGACUGUGACUGAUGGGAGUGUGAGUCUAACGGAGGAGGAAGUGGAAGCAGUGAAGGUUGCAGCAAAGGGUCUUGUGACUGCGUACUGGACGUCAUUCCUAAGCAUGCACAAGCUGUGCCACGUGGAACUGUGUGCGGUGCUACGGCAGCAGUGGGUGGUAAACCAAACACGAGAAGCAGCGCCGUGGGUGUAUGCAUCUGCCUCGCCCAUGCAAACAGAGCAGCUUUUCGGCCUCGACCGCUGGCCCGAUGUCACCACAGCCAGGCAAUUCGUGCCGCCAGACAAGCAGAGCGACCUGGCGCUCCUCUCAGCAGCCUUGGCCCGCCAGGUGCGGGCGGCCAUGGCUGCAGUGCCCUCCUCCGUGCUCGCCCCGCCAACCCACCACUGCCAUAACUGCAUCCCCAAUCCCGCCUCCUCCCUCCACCACACCUCUCUCCCCCCACACCCCUCUCAGUUGGCGCUCCUCUCAGCAGCCUUGGCCCGCCAGCGCACGCUGCCGUGUGUGCCGUCCUGCCUGCAGGACAUGCGACUCUACUCCCGCCCGCUCAUACAGCCUCUGCUCUUCUGCCACUCGCUGCUGCCUCUCUCCCUCACCUCAAUCUCCUCACCUCCUCUCACACCCACGCCCCACACCCCCACCACCCCCAAUACUCCCUCCACUCCCACCACUCCUGCUUCACCUGCCAGCUUUGCUGCUGCUUCUAUCAUUGACGCCAGUAAUCCCGCAUCCACCUUCCCCAGUCCUCCCCUCCCCAUCUCCCCCUCCCUCCUUCCCACCACCUCCACCUCUCUGGACUCCCUCCUCUCCUCUCUGCACUCCUACCCACCCGCUUCCAUCCCUUUUUGCCUCUCCUCGCCCCACCGCCCACCCAUCCCCAGCCAUCUCAACCACCUCACGUCUCUCAGCCCAGCAGCAGCAGCAGCAGCGGCAGCAGCAGGAGGAGGCACAGAAUCCCCACGUGUAUCUGCCGCAGGUUCGACAGGAGGGGAGGGUGGCAGGAAGGCGACACGGGGAAAGCAUGUGGUGGUAUUUGUGCAUGGGUAUCAGGGCCACCGCAUGGACCUAAGGCUCGUGCGUGACAGCUGGCGCCUGCUAGACCCCGACAUCGAGUGCCUCAUGGCCGAGAGCAACGAGACAAACUCCGCCGCCCCGCACUCCCCCUCCCCCUCGUCGCAUUCGCCCGCCCGUGCUCCCGACCUGAGCGGGGUGGAGGCGAUGGGUGCUCGGCUGGCGCAUGAGGUGGUAACCGCAUUACGCAGCAUGUUUGGGCCGAUCGACCGGCCCAAUAGGAAGAACCUGUUGCAGCGGCUGUCCUUUGUGGGGUACUCCAUUGGGAACCUUGUCGUGCGGGCGGCACUGGCAGACGACAGCAUGCGGCCCUACCUGCCCUACCUGCACCUCUACCUGUCCUUCUGUGGGCCCCACCUGGGCUACAUGUACCACUCCAACUCCCUCGUCACGGGCGGCAUGUGGCUGCUCAAGCGCCUCGACCCCUCCUCCCUCAUGCGCCAGCUGUCCUUCUCCGAUUCGCUCAACGUCCGCGACUCCUGCAUCUACCGCCUCUCUCAGGACCCUCCCUCCAUGCCUCUCUGUUGCACAUUUCACUGCCCGCCUAUCGAGCCACCUCAGGAUGAGUAUGUGCCGUAUCAUUCCGCCCGCCUGGAGGUCUUCGGUGCGGUGCUGAGGGAUGCUCGUCUUGGUGGCGUGUACACAUCUAUGGUGGAAGGCUGCCUUGCACCAUUUCUCUCCCAUCCUUCGUGGACGUCUGGAGAUCGAUCAUUCAUCCGUUGUGACGUUAACUUUGAGUUGCCGCAGCAGCAACGUAAUCUGAACCGCCUGCUGGGAAGAGCGGCCCACAUUGAGUUCCUGGAGUUCCCAGCUUUUAUUCAGUUUUUUUUUGCCACGCAUAUGCAUCUGCUGGCAAAUGGUGCUGAAUGA